Molecule: messenger RNA, 2235 nt
Organism: Ectocarpus sp. CCAP 1310/34
Lineage: Eukaryota; Phaeophyceae; Ectocarpales; Ectocarpaceae
Source: the annotation of a GenBank genome assembly
UGCCCGCUCAGACGGCAGGCUUUCCUCCCUUCUCAAACAGUCAGAAAGAACAUGUCGCCUCCCCAUCCCCUCGAUCAGCUCAGCGCCGCCGAGAUAACGGCCGUGGCAACAGCGAUCAAGGAGAGCGAUUAUGGCGGGAACCCGGAGGGCGCAGCCGCGCCUCGCUUCAACGCCAUCACGCUGGCCGAGCCUGCCAAAGCCGACCUCAUAGAAGCCUCCCUCGUGUGUCCCAGGAAGGCCCAGGUAAUAUUCAUGGUAUCGGAAUCCACGGCUGCGUACGAGGCGCUUGUGGAGAUCACGUCAGCGAUCGGCAGCGAUCCGCCUGUGGCUGCGGUAGUUUCUUGCAACCCGCUGGGCCAAGGCUUUCAGCCGCUGCUGUCGCCCGACGAUUGCGAUCUUGCGGAGAAGAUCGUGAAGCUUGACGCCGGGGUGGCAAAGCUGCUGGAGGAGCGAUACGGCAUAACGGACAUCGGUUUGCUCGCUUGCGAUCCUUGGAGCUAUCAUGUCACGGUCGGCGACCGCAGCACCCCACCCCUGGGUUGGCGCGACGACAGGCUUCCCGCGAGACUUGUCCAAACGUUCCUCUACAUGCGCGACGACGCCGACGACAACCACUACGCUCAUCCGCUUGAUAUGCUUCCGGUGGUGGAUCUCAACGCCCAAAAGGUGGUCCACGUCGACAAGCAGGUCGCCGCCCCCAAGGUGCCCAAGGACUCCGUCAACUACCAUCGCAACAGGGUCGCCAGCAACACGUACCUCCCGACGCAGUUCCGCUCUGAUCCGCCGCGCCCGCUGGAGAUCACCCAGCCCGAUGGCCCGUCGUUCUCAGUGGACGGGAGCUUGGUCUCGUGGCAGCGGUGGAUGCUGCGCAUCGGCUUUAACUACAGGGAAGGGCUAGUGCUUCAUGACGUCAAGUUCGACGGCCGUCCGGUGAUGUGGCGCGGCAGCCUCGUCGAGAUGGCGGUCCCAUACGGGGACCCCAAAGAGCCGUUCACGAGGAAGUGCGCCUUCGACGUCGGGGACUACGGUCUUGGGUUCUGCACGAACUCACUCGAGCUGGGUUGCGACUGCCUCGGCCACAUCCACUACUUCGACGCGACGCUGAAUGACAGCCGUGGGCAGCCGUACGAAGUCAAGAAGGCAGUGUGCAUGCACGAGGAGGACGCGGGACUCCUGUGGAAGCACGUUGAGUACAGGAACGGGCACAACGAGAGCCGCCGGUCGAGGAGGCUGGUCCUGUCAUUCAUCGCGACUGUUGUCAACUACGACCAGUCAGUCCGUUCAGCCCGCCCUCUACCUACCCAGCCCCCCUCGAUGAUGCUGCAUCGCCCCCCGCGCGUCGUGUCCUUAUCAUUCACUGCUGCCCUACUGUCGUGCGUUCCGCGCACCAAAAGGUAUCUGUUCUACUGGUACCUGAUGCAAGAUGGCCGCAUCGAGUUCGAGAUAAAGCUAUCGGGCGAGCUUUCGACGAACCUUCUCUCGGAAGGCGAGUCGACCCCGCAGCAUGGCGUCAUCGUGGCUCCUGGGGUCAACGCUCAGCUCCACCAGGCAUGGAUGACUCCGCACAUGUUCUGCGCACGCCUUGACAUGUCCGUGGACGGCCAGAAGAACACCGUCAAGGAGGCGGACGUGGUCCGUGUGCCCUGUGGCGAGGACAAUCCCGCAAGCAACGCCUUCCGUGCCCAGUACACCCCCCUCGUCACGGAGAAGCAGGCCCAGCGGGAGGCGAACCCGCGAGCCGCCCGGUCCUGGUUGAUCCAGAACCCUUCCUCGAUCAACCCGAUCAACGGGAAGCCCGUGGCGUACAAGCUCGUGCCUCAGACAUUCGGCCCGACGCACCCGUUGCUCAUGACGGGAGAGGACAGCGCGGUCACCGCCCGGGGAGAGUUCGCGACCAAGGCUCUCUGGGUUACGCCGCACCGGGAUGAUGAGCGGUGGCCAGCCGGCGAUUUCACAGUGCAGAGCACCGGCGGGGAGGGGCUCCCCGCCUGGACGAAGCACGACAGGAACGUCGAGGACGAGGACGUGGUCUUGUGGCACUCUUUCGGACUCCUUCAUGUGCCCCGGGUAGAGGAUUUCCCCGUCAUGCCGUGCGAGUCGACGGGCUUCACCCUCAAGCCCGACGGGUUCUUCUCGGGCAACCCGACGAUUGAUCUUCCGCCGAGCGCAGGCGGGGACGGCAAGAGCAAGUGCUGCUCGCACUGAUUUCGGUGUGCUGCUUACCAGGACGCGAGC